Molecule: messenger RNA, 1291 nt
Organism: Acanthoscelides obtectus
Lineage: Eukaryota; Metazoa; Arthropoda; Insecta; Coleoptera; Chrysomelidae
Source: the annotation of a GenBank genome assembly
AUGCUAAAAUACUCUAUUUCUGCAACUGCCCCACACAUAACUCAUAUUAUAAAUUGCUGCAUAGAGGUUGGUUAUUAUCCUAGUUUAUGGAAAUAUGCUCUUAUAAAACCUUUGCCCAAAAUAAGCAUACCGUCUGUAUAUAAUGACUUAAGACCGAUUAGUAUACUGCCUGCUCUGUCUAAAGUACUGGAGAAGGUGAUCUAUUUACAGUUAUAUGAAUUUGUGAUUUCUAACCAAAUUAUACCUGAAUCACAGUCUGGAUUCAGAAGGGGCUAUAGCACAACUUUGCUCCUUUUAAAUGUAUCAGAUGAUAUUAUUAGAUCUCUCGACGCUGGCCUUGCUACAGCUCUUGUAUUUCUUGAUUUUUCGAAGGCGUUUGAUACGAUUGAUCACUGCUUACUUCUUGCAAAGUUACGAUAUUAUGGUAUAAAUCAAUUGGGCUGCCGACUUUUCAAAUCUUACCUUCAGGGCCGUUACCAAUGUGUUGUGGUUGAUAAUAGCUCGUAUUCUGACUUCCAGCCUGUGACUUCUGGAGUCCCUCAAGGCUCCAUAUUAGGACCUUUGCUAUUUAUUAUAUAUACGUCUGAUAUUUUUAAAACUAUCACUUAUUGCAAGAUACAAGGUUAUGCUGAUGACACACAAUUAUACCUGUCGUUCGAUCCUAGAUUUAUAAAUACCGCAUCUGCUUAUAUUAAUCAAGAUUUAGAAAAUAUUCAAAAAUAUUCAUUUAAUCACAACUUAAACCUCAAUCCAGAUAAAUGUUAAGUUGUUAUCUUCUCUCCGCCAAAUUUUUAUGCAGCAUAUCGACUUAACAUUAAAUGGAAAAUCAGUCUCAGUAGUUAAUAGUGCAAAGAAUCUUGGUGUUAUUUUCGACUGUAAGCUCAGAUUUGAAGAGUACGUCUCACUAUUAGUGAAAAAGACUUACCUAGUUUUAAGGCUACUGUAUCGAAAUGGUGGUAUUUUAAAUUUUAAAUUACGUAAAAAGCUCUCAGAGAGCCUAGUAUUACCUAUUUUAAAUCAUGCAAUUACGCUUUAUUAUCCCUUCUUAACGUCUAUUUUGAAAUACAGACUUCAAAAGGUACAAAAUUGCUGUUGUAGAUUUGUUUUUAGGCUCAAAAAGUUUGAUCGAAUCUCAGCUAAAAUAAAUGAGUUAAAAUGGUUAAAACUGGAAUAUACUCAUAAAUAUUAUACUUCUAUUUUAGUUCACCGUAUUUUAUCAUCACAGAGCCCUGCUUACCUGAAAAGAAAAUUAGUCUUUAGGCGUGAUUUGCAUGAUUUAAAUACGAGGUUC